UGGCAAUAUCUCGGAACGCCAUAGCUCGAUUUCCCAAUUCUACAAAUUCCCCUGCGGAAGGAUGAAACGGACCCUCUGUAACCAUAAAUGGAUAUCCAAGACCGGGUAGGUGAGUAGGUAUUCUGCUAAAUCUUUCCCCAGUCCGACCUAAUUGGAGUACACUAAAACUGCAGAGGUCGUGGCCCAAAGCGUUUUUCAAAGGAUCUGCAAUCAGGGGUUCAUUUUCUCAUUUUCUAUCCUUCCGGUAUUGAAUCAACAUCUCUUUGGGGGCAAGUUCCCUAAGUCAUGUUUGCUGUCGCAUGCAUACACCGCAACGCGCUGGCCCCUUCGCCUACCGUCGUCCACUGAUGACUUCUUCACCAAGAAAUCCCUUUCGUCAGAUCUAACUGCCUACCGCCGACAUGGGUCAGACUAGCUAUGAAGCGGCCGAUCGUACCCACGCAAUCGAAAGUAACAACCAUCCAGGGACACUGGCUCUCUUCCUUUACGAUACUCAGAUUGCUCCAUGCCUGCGAUCGACAUCGCGGUUACGCAUGAGAUCGGUGAAGCUAUAUACUGCAGCGAUCUUUCUGAGUCUGUGCUGGUUGGCAUGGUCAGAGAAUCUCAGAUUCAUCCGCGGGGAUAAGCCCCAGUCGUUGCUUGUUCCAAAUACUCCGAGUUGUGACCAAUGUCCUUUUCAGCCUAUACAUUUAUCGGGUUUCAGCAAUCAUGGCGUGCCUGGUAACGCCAUGUGCGAUGCAUUGCGUUACAAUCAGACUAUUGGAGUGCAGCAGAGUUUUUAUCUACAUGACAACCUUACCGAAGUUGUACUCCUUACCAAAUCCCAUCCUCUGGUUGCAUAUGAAGUUGAGAGCUACGCAAAGAACUCCGGUCAUGAAGACAUCGAUAACGAAACAUGGGCACGACUUUCGGGCUCAAGCGUCUGGCUUCCUGAGCAUGCUGUCUUUCUCUCCGUGACACGUGUCACCUUCUACCCCGGAGGAUCUCUAGACUGGCCCACAGUCAGCUUUCUUCGUGGUCAAGUGUAUGACGCAGACUGGAAUCAUCUCGAGGACUACAUUCUAGAUUGGUUCGGCGAUAAGAUUGUGUUCCCACUGAUUUUCGAGAUCCCUUUCGAAUGGAAGGAAAACGGAGCCGACCCCUACGGACCAGAGGAUCCACGCGUGGUCUUAGAAGACAACGUAAGAGGUGCCGAACCGGUCAUCAUAUUCAACAUGCAAUCCAAUGCACCAAAUUGGUUCCGAGCGAUGUGGGUCUACCGGCCAUUUUCGAACUUCACGACCGUCCUGACUAUUAGAAACGAGGACAGGAAAGAUGUGGAGAAGAAUUGGAUGCCUUUCUUUCAUCGUGUCGAUGCGGGCCUGUCAAGCAAUUCUCCAAAUGAGUACCUUCAUUUCAUCUAUGGCUUCGUGCCUCUGCGGAUACUCAAAUGUCAUCUGCUCAGCGGUUAUUGCGACUGGGCAUAUCAACAAGACAUCACCCCCGAAGUCGCCGCUGGGAAAGAAAGUCGUGGACAAUUACAUGGAGGAACCAACUUCGUGUCAGUGCCCUUUGAUAUCCUGCAGAAUCCAGGUAUACAACUCUACGUUGGCUUUCCACGUACAUCGCUUAUUUCGGGGUGUGAAAGCCGGACAUACCGCCCAGAGCUUAUGGUUCUAUCCAGCACGGGCUCAAGCCAAUUCCACAUCGCCUAUACCAGUGACGCACUCGACUUUGGUGCUGCAAUCUUGACCCCAGCUGCACGGGCAGAUCCGUGUGGUGAAGGUCACAUUCUGAUUGCCAACAGUAUUUCUCACUGGAAUCGCAGCGCUGCACAAGAUAUCAUGACAAUAACGUUUAGUGUAAUGGAUGUGACUGUACAGGUUGCGAGGUUAGAAGGCUUGGGGGCACUUGUUCAAAGUCUACCAUACUUUGAAGACCUGCUGGACUACAACACUGCUCAAGGCGAGAACCAUGGUAUGGAGGCGUUCUCAUGGAAAUCGGCCAAGUCGCUCAUAGGUGCUGACGUUGUGGCAUGCGCCGUAGAGGCCGCAAGCAACACCAGCAUAAGAGACGCCACCAAGGCUAGAGAGGAAAUGGCAGGGAUGUCUCAGGACAGCUAUCUCGGAUAGCUGGAACAGUUAUGACGAGCAUGCCUUGGCACCUUGGCAUGAUCCUGUACAAGGCUUUCAUUCUUCUUGAUUAGACGAACACAACAAUGUGUCACGAUGGCACUUGCUGUCUGAAGCUCUCGUCGAGCGCUGCAACAGGUGCGUGGCAUCGCAGAGUUCACGGAUUGCAAGAG
Messenger RNA from Exophiala viscosa, 2284 nucleotides. RefSeq lists its product as uncharacterized. The coding region runs from base 402 to 2111 and encodes 569 amino acids. Gene Ontology annotation, molecular function: mannosyltransferase activity. The record is from RefSeq and is a predicted model, not a curated record. The transcript is spliced from 2 exons. NCBI's taxonomy places the organism in Eukaryota, Fungi, Ascomycota, Eurotiomycetes, Chaetothyriales, Herpotrichiellaceae.